AUGCUGGCGUCGGGGGUAAAGCGCGUGUGUUGUACAGACGCUGACUUUCUGAGACGGGAGGUCUCCUUCCCGGUGCCCCUUACAGCUGUCAGCUCACCCCCCAGCCAGAGAACCUCUUUCCCUGCAGGUGACAGCACGCUGACCCCGUUCCCCGUCUGGAGGCCCCCCAGGGUCAGUGCCGGGAAGGGGCCGCAGCUGGAUCCACGCCUUGGGCCAGCGCCCCUGCCCAGCCUCCCGCCAUCCCCAACUCGCCCCGUGACCUCGGGUCCCACGCCUGCCAGGUCCCGCGUCAGCCCCUGCCCCUCCAGAGCCCUGUCUAUCGGGUCAAGGCGGCCGCGGGCUUGGGCACUCCCCGGGGGUGGCCCAUCUCAGCAGGAGGAGCGGUGCCAGCUGCUGAGAGCCCCCUGGGGCGGCCACCGGCCUCGGGAGGGUCCCCGGGGCUGCACGCGUCGAGAGCCCCUGACUGAGCCCGAGGGCACGCCCACCGGCCUGGUCUCCGGGAGGGCGGCCUCGAGUGUCGGGAGCGUGGACAGGGCCGGAUGGCAGGGGCUGCCGCGGGGAGUCCACGCCCUGGGAAGCCUGGGGAAGCUGCAGUCAGCGUGGGGCAGGACCACGCGGGCCAGGGACCCGGGCCCAGGGCUGCACACGGGGCCGGCAGGGACAGCGCCCGCUCCCGGGAGGCCGGGUGCCCCAGCCUUGGCGAGAGAGCGCCUUUUCGCUCAAGCACAGCCAGGUCGUGCAGCCACGCCCGGCAGCGUCUCCAGAGCCUGCCCGUCUCCUAAACCGAGACGCCUUCCCUGUGAAGCACGGCACCCCUGCCGGCCCUGCACCACCGUCACCUUCAGUCUCCACGCCUCUGACCCGGGUCGGGACCGCGGAGAAUUAGAAUCACAACGGUGUUUGUCCCGAGUGCCAGGCCUGCCUCACUGGGCAUCGUGUCCCCACACUCACCCGUGUCGUGGCCGCAUCACGGGCGCCGUGUCCCCGUGGUCCAUCCGUGUUGUGGCUGUGUCACAGGCGUCGUGUCCCUGCGAUACAUCCGUGUUGUGGCCGCAUCACGGGCGCCGUGUCCCCGUGGUCCAUCCGUGUUGUGGCUGUGUCACGGGCAUCGUGUCCCUGCGAUACGUCCGUGUUGUGGCCGCAUCACGGGCGUCGUGUCCCCGCGGCUCACCCGUGUCAUGGCCGCGUCACGGGCGUUGUGUCCCUGCGAUCCGCCCGUGUCGUGGCCAAGUCACGGGCGUCUGCUCUUCUGAGGCUGAAUCACAUUCCUCGGCCCGUGUGCCCCUCUGUCCUGUAGGUGGCCGCUGGGCUGCUUCCGCCUCUUGGCCGUUGAUGGAUAACACUGUUGUGAACACGGGUGAAGGGCGGAUGACCGAGGCCUCCGGCGCUGCAGGGAGAGCCCUGGACGUCAGCGCACCUGGGAGCCCACGCCGCCCUGCAGUCACGCCCCUGGGAGUCGCCCCCCAGCCAGCAGUAGCCGCGCCGGCCUCCCACCACCCGGAGGACAGGGAAUGA
Rangifer tarandus platyrhynchus (Svalbard reindeer) is the source of this 1515-nucleotide messenger RNA. The record is from the annotation of a GenBank genome assembly. NCBI's taxonomy places the organism in Eukaryota, Metazoa, Chordata, Mammalia, Artiodactyla, Cervidae.